CACCCUCGUUCUCAUCCUCUAUCCGAGGCAAAACAGCACAGCCUCACAUGGACCCAAGACUUUACCGUCGCAUCAAGACUCUUUAAAUAGUUCAGUUCGGAAACACAAAGAAGUGGUUUGAUCAGAGCGGUUAACGGGAUCCUGCGUGCGUUUUGAGUAAAGCGGUUAUUUAAGAAGAGCGCAGUUGGGCUUUUAGGAGUAACGUUAACGUACAGACGAGUGUUAUCCACGAUUUCUUUGCUAAAGACUUCUUAAGAGGAAUAAUGAGGAACAUUUGGAUAUUCCUGACAUUUGCAGCAGUUUUCUUCCUUUCCAGCGACAGGGUGCUGGUUUCAGGUCAGUCCCCCGCUGAUGAUCUGUAUCUGGAUGGGCAGCAGUCUGGUGACUACCCUUUAGAUGAUGAUGACUUCACCUCUGGUUCAGGAUCUGGUUUCAGUGAUACAGACGAUGAUGAGGAUACUUCCACAGUAAAUGUGCAGUACCCAGAAUUCAGUGCAGGUUCCACACAGGAGCCUUUCUACACCAGCAGCCCCGGUCUGGAGUCCUCGACGUCCAGAGAGGUGGAGAGAAUCGACAUCGAGCCGUUCAUUGACACGGACCUGGAAACAGAGUUUUCUGAAUUUCAGACAGAAAAGCCCCAGGUCACUGUUGAAGCCACUAGCUCACCGAGUGCUGUACAAGAUGCUGACCAACUGCAUGAGGUUCGCACAGAAAAUCUCUUCCAGAGGACAGAAGUGCUGGCAGCGGUUAUAGCCGGCGGAGUGAUUGGCUUCCUGUUUGCCAUCUUCCUCAUCCUCCUCCUGGUGUACCGUAUGAGAAAGAAGGAUGAGGGUAGCUAUGACCUCGGAGACCGCAAGCCGCCCAGCUCAGCCUAUCAGAAGGCUCCAAGUAAAGAGUUCUAUGCCUGAAUGACCAAUCAUUUCCAACAGCAACAUCCUUAUGACAACCAUCUCCUCUCCAAGAAUAACCUGGGUCGGUUGCACCUUGAAGAGAAGUUUUUACGGGGAGCCUGUACUUAUUUAAAAAAUGUAACAAAAAGUAAUUUUGCUUCACAAAGCCAACCAAGGUUUCUAUUUCUGUUUUGGGAUCAAAAAUGGCAAACAUUUUUUUCUAUGGCUUUUGAAUUGUUGCAAAACAAAUGUUUGAAAGUCAUUUCUUCGCAGGUUAUAGUCAUUGACUACUUUGUAACAGUAGACGUAUGUUAUGUUGAAGAACAAGACAAUUCAGAGAUGGAAAUUAUGGGUUAUAAAUGUUCUCUAUCUGGUACCUUUAAUUUUUUACUGAUUACAUUUCAGUAACUUGUGAUCUCAAUGUUGACUUGAUUAAUAAUUUAGUUUUCAUCUCAGUGCAGAUGAAAAAGCUUUCUGUUUUUGUAAACAUGUUCUUUCUUCUGUGUGCCAUUAUCUUUGGUUCUUUUCUGUCAACAUGAAUGUUUGCAUUUUGCCUGGCCAAUAAUCAAAGCAUUCAAAAAAAAACAGCAUUUAUGUUUAGACAUGUUUUGUCAUUUCAUGUAUUUUAUAUUUUUAUUGUAAUGGGUACAGUGUUGAAGUCCCUGAAAGUUCAAAUUCUACUUAGCUUGAAGCCAAGAACACAUUCCAAUAUGCUUGCACUCUCUCUCUCUCUCUCUCUCUCUCUCUCUCUCUCUCUCUCUCUCUCUCUCUCUCUCUCUCUCUCUCUUUCUCUCUCUCUCUCUCUCUCUCUCUCUCUCUCUCUCUCUCUCUCUCUCUCUCUCUCUCUCUCUCUCUCUCUCUCUCGCUCUCUCUCUCUCUCUCUGCCUAAUGCAGGAUCUUUCUUAAAUACAAUCUGAAUACUUUAUUAGGUUUAAGCAUGAAAGUUGAUCAUUGCACAACAACUCUUUAAUACCUAGUUACCCAAUAGUUACAGAAAAGCAUCUUCCGUGAGUGUUUUUAGAUGAAGUAUUGUACAAGUUUGGUAGGUUGCACAGAACGUUCAUGAGUUAAAGUGAAAGAUGGCAGUAUUACUGAUUUCAACGCCCACACGUGUUUCCAAUCGACACAUUUUCAACGCUCACUGUUGACUGAAUGACUUCAUGAAGGCCCUUUUUCUUUCACAAUAUUAACCUUCGUGUGGAAGCGGAUUUUAAAAUGAACUUUCUCAUGUUCUGCUGAAUGUCUAUGACCUUCCAAAGACUCAAAGAGUGUUGGUAACAUUGAUGGUGAAUAAUAGUGUGGACCACAUGCUCAUUUUUACUCCCUCCUUAUCAUGUGCAUUUCCUUUCAAGACCUGACCAUUUAGUCGAUGACGUCUCUGUAUAUGUUAAUAUACGAUAAUUUAUAGAAUAUAAUUAUUUAUAUACUACAUAUUAUAUGUAAUAUGUUAGUUAAAAUCUAUGAAAAUGUAUAUUCACAAAUGUUUUAGAAACCCUUGAAGUGCCUACUGUUCUGAAACAGAUCUACAGGGAUUUGAGGACAUUUGUGCAUCAGAACGAUGUUAAAAGUUGGAACUGGAGAAAUGUGAUAAUGUCACAGAAUUACAGAAACAGUAUUGUAUUUCAAAACACUACUGAAUAAACAUUUUCUCAUGGUAUUUUAAUUAUGGUUCUUCUUGCACUUCAACCUGAACACACCCUGAAUAUAGCACAUCCCUUUAGAGAUUAUUCUCGAUCUAUUCUAUCACUCUGUGUAUGCAUGCGUGCAUGAUAAGUCACUACACGCAUGCCAAUUGUCUCUCAACUCUCUCUCCAGACCAUCGAACACAAGCUGUAGUGGAAAUGUAACACCUUUGAAGAAGAUUGCUCUGGGAUUUGUUCUUAGAUGUUAGAGCUGUGACAGGAAAGUAUACUGAACGCGCAAGAUGCCAUUGACAAACUGUUUGUGGAUCUCACACGUACACCAGCACACAGACAGUCUAACUCGAUGUAUGCAUGAAUAUACAUACAAAACAUACAGCUGCAUUUUCCAUUUCAGAAAGGGCACUUUUUAAAGCAAGUUUCUGUAAGAAAGAUUUAGUCAGAUAUGUCUUAAAAUGCAUUGGCAUUUAAGGCUACAUUAUUUUCAAAAUUAAUACAGUUGUAUGCUGUAAAAAAAUCCUGUAAAAACAGUGAUAUUCUGGCAGCUCGGGCGUCAGAAAAAUACGGUAAAAUAACAGUUUUUGUAAAGUAAAAUGACAUUUUUACACCCAUCUUGUAAAUACUUGCAGACUAUUUUUGUAAUUUGAC
This is a messenger RNA of Triplophysa rosa, 3178 nucleotides long. RefSeq names its product syndecan-2-B-like. NCBI's taxonomy places the organism in Eukaryota, Metazoa, Chordata, Actinopteri, Cypriniformes, Nemacheilidae. Bases 264 to 908 code for a protein of 214 amino acids. Gene Ontology annotation, biological process: cell migration. The transcript has 5 exons. The record is from RefSeq and is a predicted model, not a curated record. Gene Ontology annotation, cellular component: membrane; cell surface.